AUGGCUAACCGGGGCUCUACCCCUCAUAGGGAAUCGAGUAAUGCGAAUCUGAGCAUGGCCAACAUGAGCUACGUUACAGCAUCCCCAGCAGCCACAACGGGAGGCCAGGGAAAUAACCCAAUGGCGACCACAUUAACUGACGACAAACAUCCUCAAUUACAGCCCGUUUGCCAGAACUGCGGCACUUCUACCACCCCUCUCUGGCGUCGUGACGAGGUCGGCUCUGUCCUCUGCAACGCUUGCGGCUUGUUCCUCAAGCUGCACGGGCGGCCUCGACCGAUAAGCCUGAAGACCGAUGUAAUCAAGAGUCGCAACCGCGUGAAGACCGGCCAGGGACCCAAGCGGAAGUCUGGCGGCCCCAUCGAUGCCAACGGUCUCCCCAAUCCGACGCCAGUACACCUCCUCUCGGUGGCCAUGGCUAUCAUGUCCCCGGGUCACUCGGAUCGCUCGAACUCCCCCUUGUCGCGCACCGAUACCCCGGGCUUGGGCAUGACACACAACUCCAACAUUGCGCCUCAGCAUAUGUUUGAUAGCGUCACACGUGGCGAUGGUGCUCUGGCCUCUUCUGGAAACCUUCCCUCCUUUCCUCUACGCCAGCCCUCUCCAGACCGCCAGCUCGACUCUCCCCAGACAUUCGAGAGCCUUCUCGCUCUCAAUACCUCUCUCAAGACCCGUGUGAGCGAACUUGACCUCAUCAACGAGUUGUUCCGGGGUCGCGUCACCGAGCUGGAGCAGAGUGAUGCUAGCGCGCGUCGUUCCGAGAUGAUCGCGCGCGAUUCCGAGGCCCGUCUGCGCCGGUCUCUGGAGGAGUCCCAGCGCCGUGAGGAAGAACUAAAGCGCCGCGUCAGUGAACUAGAACGCCAGAUCGGUAAUAGCGAGGGAGAUAUCUCCGAGCCUUCGGCCAAGCGCAUUCGCCUUUCGGACGUUGUAGAAACCGGCGAGGACUCGCAAUCGCAAGCCAAGUCACCUAAGAGCACUUAG
Penicillium chermesinum is the source of this 981-nucleotide messenger RNA. RefSeq names its product putative GATA transcription factor (AreB). The record is from RefSeq and is a predicted model, not a curated record. The coding region runs from base 1 to 981 and encodes 326 amino acids. The transcript has 4 exons. Gene Ontology annotation, molecular function: RNA polymerase II cis-regulatory region sequence-specific DNA binding; zinc ion binding; DNA-binding transcription factor activity, RNA polymerase II-specific. NCBI's taxonomy places the organism in Eukaryota, Fungi, Ascomycota, Eurotiomycetes, Eurotiales, Aspergillaceae. Gene Ontology annotation, biological process: negative regulation of transcription by RNA polymerase II; positive regulation of transcription by RNA polymerase II.